UGGAGGGGAUUGCUAUCAAAGAAUAAAAUUUUAGUGUACUUCUGUAGUUUGUGUAGCUGUCAAGAAAAUGCAGACUGACGAAAAGGACGAAAGGAAACCUUUACUUCAAAACGAAAGUAGAGGAAAUUAUGGAAACAACGGCGGAGAAUAUAUAUCAGGCGGCGGAGGGCAAGCGGCCACAGUAUCACCGAUCGGCCCCGAUGAGUUGCCCCCACCCUACCAGGCAGCACUGCAAGGGGGUCCGAUGGUCACGUGUAGAGUGUGCCAGGCCAUGAUAGAUGUGAGCGGCAAAAAGGACCAACACGUUGUCAAAUGUAACACCUGCAACGAGGCCACCCCGAUACGUAACGCGCCGCCUGGUAAGAAGUACGUGCGCUGCCCCUGCAACUGCCUGCUAAUCUGCAAGUCAUCGUCGCAGCGUAUUGCCUGCCCACGACCCAACUGCAAGCGGAUCAUCAACCUAGCGCCCAGCCCCGUCACCCCUCCUGUGCCCAACCAGCCGGGCCUGUGUCGUGUCAGCUGCGUACACUGUCAUGAUACCUUCCUGUUUAAUACACUGACCAACGCACUGGCACGGUGCCCUCACUGUAGGAAAGUAUCAUCUGUAGGCCCCGACUUUGCACGUGGAAGGGGAAUAUUCUUCAUCAUCGGUGGUACCAUCAUGCUGUUGCUGGCCAUUGGUGUGACGGCGGGCAGUUAUGCCUACGCUCUACACAAUGGUGGAUACUAUGUGGCCUAUGUUGGAGCGUUUAUCAUUGCUCUGCUUUGCUUCUUCCGCAGUGCGUACUACUGCACCAUGAAGGUUAGCGUGAUCGACGGCCCUAUGUAAACAUUCCAUAUCACGGUAUAUAAAUAAAAAAAAAUAUUGUAUUAAAUAUAUUACACCCAAUAUUAUGUUAUAUUACCCAAUACACAUUGUUAUUUGCAUUAUAGUUAAUGCCAGGUACAUUAUGUUGUUUUCCACAUAGCUGUUACGUUGUGUUUCGAAAACAAUUGUGCACUGAUGUCAGUUAAAACACAAAUUUCAUUGUAAUACUCUCCCCGAUGAUGACAUAUAUAGUGAUUAUAAUAUUUUGGUUCUCAAUGUUUGUCCAUAAAUAAAGCACUAUUUUGUGAUAAGUUCAAUAGUUUAGUAGGUUUUUAUCAGUAGACUGUGCCUGAACCUGUAUGUUGUAUAUUGCUGUUAUAUUUGAUUAUUAUUUUGCAUUAUAAAAAGGUUUCCAAGCUGU
Homalodisca vitripennis (glassy-winged sharpshooter) is the source of this 1229-nucleotide messenger RNA. RefSeq names its product type 1 phosphatidylinositol 4,5-bisphosphate 4-phosphatase. The coding region runs from base 68 to 829 and encodes 253 amino acids. Gene Ontology annotation, molecular function: phosphatidylinositol-4,5-bisphosphate 4-phosphatase activity. Gene Ontology annotation, biological process: phosphatidylinositol dephosphorylation. The transcript is spliced from 6 exons. Lineage: Eukaryota; Metazoa; Arthropoda; Insecta; Hemiptera; Cicadellidae. The record is from RefSeq and is a predicted model, not a curated record. Gene Ontology annotation, cellular component: late endosome membrane; plasma membrane; phagocytic vesicle membrane.